AUGAAUAUUUCUACUGAUUUUGGACCAGACUCUGGUGGGAGAGUGAAGGGGCUUACUAUAGUGAAACCGGUAGUUUAUGGUAAUGUGGCACGUUCGUUCGGUAAAAAGCGCGAGGAAGACGGUCAUACACAUCAAUGGACGGUAUAUGUAAAGCCUUACAAGAACGAAGAUAUGCACACGUAUGUAAAGAAAAUUCACUUCAAACUGCACGAGAGCUACGCGAAUCCAAACCGUAUUCUGACGAAACCGCCAUAUGAAGUUACUGAAACUGGUUGGGGUGAAUUUGAAAUUGUGAUCAAAAUUCACUUUCAUGAUCCAACGGAACGGCCGGUUACCAUGUACCAUAUAUUAAAGCUCUUUCAAUCACCUAUCCUGGACGGUGAAGUAUCUACGCAAAUAGAAGGAAAAAAGGGUCUCGUAUCGGAACAGUAUGAAGAGAUCGUGUUCCAGGAGCCUACACAGCUAAUGCAACAACUACUGACGAAUGUACAACCCGUCUCAACCGGUACAUGGAAACAUGAUACAAAUUUCGAAGAGAAGAAAGUACAAGCAUUGGAAAACAUUAUAGAAACGAAGGCCAAAGUCAUAUCUGAAAUAGCUUUACUAAAAGAAAAACUUAAACUUGCGAGAGAAACGAUUGCAAAAUUUAAAACUGAAAUGUCUAAGGUGCAAGGACAACAGCCAGCAACGUAAAAUGAAUCAUUUCAGUUGGAUAUAGCAUAAGAAUAAGCUGACAUUGAAUUAAUCUUGUAUUUUAUGUAAUAAACGUUAAAAUAAAUC
Anopheles nili is the source of this 780-nucleotide messenger RNA. It is a transcript of the gene Gas41, whose product is annotated as YEATS domain-containing protein 4. Gene Ontology annotation, biological process: regulation of DNA-templated transcription. NCBI's taxonomy places the organism in Eukaryota, Metazoa, Arthropoda, Insecta, Diptera, Culicidae. The coding region runs from base 1 to 693 and encodes 230 amino acids. The transcript is spliced from 3 exons. The record is from RefSeq and is a predicted model, not a curated record.